CAUGAGCCACAUCCAGAUCCCGCCUGGGCUCACGGAGCUGCUGCAGGGCUACACCGUGGAGGUGCUGCGGCGGCAGCCACCCGACCUGGUCGACUUCGCGGUGGACUACUUCACCCGCCUGCGCGAGGCCCGCUCCCGAGCCUCCACCCCACCCGCCGCCCCUCCUUCCGGCUCCCAGGAUCUAGAGCCCAGCUCUGGCCUUGUCACCGACGCGAUCGCGGACAGCGAGUCGGAGGACGACGAGGACUUGGACGUUCCAAUUCCUAGCAGAUUUGAUCGGCGAGUAUCAGUCUGUGCUGAGACCUAUAACCCUGAUGAGGAAGAGGAAGAUACUGAUCCAAGGGUGAUUCACCCUAAAACUGAUCAACAAAGAUGCAGACUUCAAGAAGCUUGCAAAGAUAUUCUUCUUUUCAAAAAUCUUGAUCAGGAACAACUUUCUCAAGUCCUCGAUGCUAUGUUUGAAAGGACAGUCAAAGUUGAUGAGCAUGUCAUUGACCAAGGAGAUGAUGGAGACAACUUUUAUGUUAUUGAACGGGGAACCUAUGAUAUUUUAGUAACAAAAGAUAAUCAAACCCGCUCUGUUGGUCAGUAUGACAACCAUGGCAGUUUUGGAGAACUAGCUCUGAUGUACAACACCCCGAGAGCUGCUACCAUUGUCGCCACUUCAGAAGGCUCCCUUUGGGGACUGGACCGUGUGACUUUUAGAAGAAUCAUAGUGAAAAACAAUGCAAAAAAGAGGAAGAUGUUUGAAUCAUUUAUUGAAUCUGUGCCACUCCUUAAAUCACUAGAGGUGUCAGAACGAAUGAAGAUCGUGGAUGUAAUAGGAGAAAAGAUCUAUAAGGAUGGAGAACGCAUCAUCACACAGGGUGAAAAGGCUGAUAGCUUUUACAUUAUAGAGUCUGGUGAAGUGAGCAUCUUGAUUAAAAGCAAGACUAAAGCAAACAAGGAUGGUGGGAACCAGGAGGUCGAGAUUGCCCGCUGCCACAAGGGGCAGUACUUUGGAGAGCUUGCACUGGUCACCAACAAACCCAGAGCUGCUUCAGCUUAUGCAGUGGGAGAUGUCAAAUGCUUAGUUAUGGAUGUACAAGCAUUUGAGAGGCUUCUGGGGCCCUGCAUGGACAUCAUGAAGAGGAACAUCUCACACUAUGAGGAACAGCUGGUGAAGAUGUUUGGCUCCAGCAUGGAUCUGAUCGAUCCCGGGCAGUAGGUGUGCCACACCCCAGAGCCUUCUCAGUG
Sus scrofa (pig) is the source of this 1236-nucleotide messenger RNA. It is a transcript of the gene PRKAR2A, whose product is annotated as protein kinase cAMP-dependent type II regulatory subunit alpha. Gene Ontology annotation, cellular component: cytosol; cAMP-dependent protein kinase complex. Gene Ontology annotation, molecular function: cAMP binding; cAMP-dependent protein kinase inhibitor activity; protein kinase A catalytic subunit binding. NCBI's taxonomy places the organism in Eukaryota, Metazoa, Chordata, Mammalia, Artiodactyla, Suidae. The record is from RefSeq and is marked provisional. Gene Ontology annotation, biological process: negative regulation of cAMP-dependent protein kinase activity.